AUAUUAAUAUUUAUAAUGAUCUUUUUGAAAGUGUUAAGAUGUAAUUUAAAACUGACCAAAAUGUAUAAAACAACUUAUCCAAAACGUAAUUUUUGUAUAAACAAUUAUUCAAGCAAACUUUCGUCGAGAUCUUACGGAAUUUUAGGAGUUGGAAUUUUAAGCAUUGUUACAUUUUAUGGAAUUUCUUUUUAUCAUCCUGUUUUUGCACAUACAAAAAAAAAGAGAGAAGAUGAUGAAUAUCUUAGUGGGUUACACUUAUCAGGACGUGAAAAGCGUUUUAUAAAAUUUGCCUCUGUUGAAUAUGAUGGACAAAUCUACAUGACCCCUCAAGAUUUUUUAGAAUCGUUUGUUGAUGAACAACCUCGUGACCGUUUAAAAAGACACAUUUUAUCUGAAAAUGAAUUAGAAGAAAUUAGAAAUAAAAUUCCUACUCUUAAAAAAGGAUCAUCUCAACUUUUUCGCACUUUACGAGAUAAAGGAAUUAUAUCAUACACAGAAUAUUUAUUUCUUCUAUCAGUUUUGACAAAACCUCAAAGUGGUUUUCGUAUUGCUUUCAAUAUGUUUGAUACAGAUAGUAAUAAGAAAGUAGAUAAAAAUGAAUUUCUAGUGAUAACAAGACUACUAGCUGGUAAACCAGCCAUCAGAAUAGAUCUUAAUAAACAGGCUAAAGAAAUUCUAUCUCAAUUACCUGCAAAAGAACUGGUGAUCGUGUAUAAAAAUCCAGAUGAAGAUAUUAAUGGCAUUAGUCGAAUCACUGAUAGUUUGAUGGAAAAAGUUUUUAGUCAAUCAUGGAAAGAUAAGCAUGGUUUAAAUAAUCAGAAAUUAGAUUCCACACUAAUUGAUGUAGAAGAUUUUGUUGAUGAUGCACAAGGACUUCAAAAAAAGCAUAUGGUUGAUACAAUGUUAUUAACUCAUUUUUUUGGGAAAAAAGGUGACAAUGUUUUACUAUAUGAUGACUUUAAAAGAUUCAUGGAAAAUUUACAAACAGAAGUGCUUGAAAUGGAAUUUCAGCAAUUUGCUAAAGGAGGAAGUACAAUUAGUGAAAUGGAUUUUGCCAAGAUAUUAUUAAGAUAUACUCAUCUGGAUACCAACUUAUGUGAUAUUUAUCUGGAUCGACUGUUAGAAAGAAUUAAAAUAGAAAAAAACAUACCACCUGGUAUAUCAUUUGAUGAAUUUAAAGUUUUCUGUCAAUUUUUAAAUAAUUUAGAGGAUUUUACUAUUGCUAUGCGAAUGUAUACUCUUGCGGAUCAUCCUAUAUCUAAAGAUGAAUUUCAUAGAGCUGUAAAAAUAUGUACCGGAACAAAUCUCAGUGAACAUUUAGUGGACACAGUUUUUUCUAUUUUUGAUGAGGAUGGUGAUGGUCAUCUAAGUUACAGAGAGUUUAUUGCAAUUAUGAGGGAUAGAUUGAACAGAGGAUUUAAAUCUUCCACAAAAAAUGAAGGAUGGGAUGCAUUCAAAGUAUGUUUAAAAAAUGAAAUAAAAAUCAAAAAUCAAAACUGAAGUAUAAGAUUGAAUAUAAAACUAUUUAUUAAUUUUUAUAUUAAUUGAAUGUUUAUUAUCUGUUAAUAAUAAUUAAAUUAUUUAAAUGUACUUUUUAUAUCAUAAUUCGAAAAAUGUAUUUCUUUCACAUCUAUUAUUAAACUUUUUAACAUGCUUUUUCUAAUCCUAUUAAAAUAUAUUAACCUAAUAAUUUAAUUUUUCAAUUUAUUUUAAAUAAUUUUUUAGUGUCAAUGAAAAAGUUUAUAAAUACAAUUUUAAACAAAUUUAAUGCUACUUGUUAGUGUAGUUCACCUACCUAUAAAUAUUUUACUGCAGCAUUUUAGCAUCCUGGGAGAA
Messenger RNA from Daktulosphaira vitifoliae (grape phylloxera), 1836 nucleotides. RefSeq names its product calcium uptake protein 3, mitochondrial (gene MICU3). Gene Ontology annotation, cellular component: uniplex complex. Gene Ontology annotation, biological process: calcium import into the mitochondrion; mitochondrial calcium ion homeostasis. Gene Ontology annotation, molecular function: calcium ion binding. The transcript has 11 exons. The record is from RefSeq and is a predicted model, not a curated record. The coding region runs from base 16 to 1500 and encodes 494 amino acids. NCBI's taxonomy places the organism in Eukaryota, Metazoa, Arthropoda, Insecta, Hemiptera, Phylloxeridae.